Molecule: messenger RNA, 3223 nt
Organism: Ylistrum balloti
Lineage: Eukaryota; Metazoa; Mollusca; Bivalvia; Pectinida; Pectinidae
Product: Bardet-Biedl syndrome 4 protein-like
Exons: 13
Coding region: 1-1872 (623 amino acids)
Biological process (GO): cilium assembly; protein localization to cilium
Cellular component (GO): ciliary basal body
Molecular function (GO): protein binding
Source: RefSeq, a predicted model, not a curated record
AUGGCUGACAUCGGCGAAGAAGAAAACUUGGUACCGGAGAACACGGCACCUACUGACGAAGAAAACUAUGCAGCUCCACCUCCACCACAGCUUGAUCUAGAACCACAAAUUGUGACCAGCAUACCACAAGUUCCUGUUGCAGCUCCGAAGCCUAAACCACGGAAAGCACCUGAAUUGCCAAUCUUUGAGAGGAGAAACUGGCUAAUACACCUUCACUACGUAAGGAAGGAAUAUGACAGCUGUAAAUCUCUUAUCAGAGAGCAAUUGGCGGAGAGUGGGGGCAUGUGUGAAUAUGCUGUGUAUGUACAAGCCCUAAUUCUGCGACAAGAAGGUAAAAUUCAGGAGUCUCUGGAGAUGUUUCAGACGUGUACUUUAUUGAAUCCAACGAGUGCCGAUAACUUAAAGCAAGCUGCAAGAUCUUUGUUUCUUCUGGCCCGACACAAGGCAGCCAUUGAGGUAUAUAAUGAGACAGCUAAGAUAUCACAGAAAGACUGGGAAAUAUCUCACAACCAGGGAGUAUGCUACAUGUACCUCAGAGAUUAUGCCAAGGCAAAAGAAUGCUUGACACAAGCACUAGCUUUUAAACGACAUGAGAUAUCCUAUGUCAUGCUUGGGAAGAUUCACUUGAUGGAAGGAGAUAUUAAUGCAGCCAUUGAGAUCUACAAACAAGCUGUAGAAUAUUCCCCAGAAAACCCAGAUAUGCUCACCACUCUCGGCCUGUUAUAUAUGCAGAUUGGUCAGUACCAGAAGGCCUUUGAGAACCUUGGUAAUGCCAUGACGUAUGAUGCUACCCAUGUCAAAGCUAUCAUGGCCGCAGGAAGUAUGAUGCAGACUCACGGAGACUUUGAUGUGGCUCUCAAUAAGUACCGUAUAGCAGCUGUAAAAACACCAGAAAGUCCAACACUCUGGAACAACAUUGGAAUGAGUUUCUUUGGGAAAAAGAAAUUUGUGGCAGCUAUCAGCUGCCUUAAGAGAGCUAAUUAUCUGGCACCAUUCGACUGGAAGAUCCUCUUCAACCUGGGACUUGUUCACUUGACCAUGCAGCAGUAUGCCUCAGCAUUCCAUUUUCUUAGUGCUGCUAUUAACCUCAAACCAAAGAUGGCACAGCUCUUCAUGCUCCUGGCAGUGGCCCUAACACACUUGGAGGACCCAGACAAUGCCAGACAGGCAUACGAACAGGCCCUCACACUCGAUCAGAAAGAUCCAGGAAUUUCUUUGAACUUUGCUCUGUACAUGUACAACAAUGGACAGAAGAAGGAAGCUGCAAAGCAAUUUAAAGACUUUGAGAUGAAGAUGAAAAUUUUAAAGGCAACCAACCCUAAUGGAGGUGAUCCUGAGAUCCAGGAUGUUGCUAGCAAGUUGGCUGCUGCCUUACAGGUAGGGGAUAGUAUGCUUUGGAAACAGUCAAGUCAACCAUCUGCACCACAGUCCGAUCAGAAUGCAAAUACCAUGCCGUCCAAACCAUCUGACAAUGUUGAUGAGACACAAGUGAAGAAGCCAAUUGGGUCAAUUCCAGACUCUGGUCCCCUACCUCCACCUCCAAAUGACCCGGUUGGAGACAUCACCGGAGGAAGGGGAGCUCCAACACCAAUAAUACCGCCCUACAAUCCCUAUGAGGAGGACCGUGGUGCCAGCCGGCUAGAGAGCGAACCUACAUUUCAUCCUCCUCCAAAGACCGAUUCACUUCCACCUAUUACUGGUGGGGCAGGUUUAAAGGCAGGAGCAUUACCUCCCCUUGGUAUUCCAAUUGCAUCUGGACGAACGGAGCCCCCUGACCUGGAUAAACUUCCUACCCCACCAAAAGAUGGAUUACCGUCAUACACAGAAGCUAUGAAUGAGUCAAAGAAACCAGAGAUGGAGCCAGCAACGUAGCUUUGAGGUUGUGAUCUACAAUAGAAAUUAGUAAACAUUACAGUCAGUGAAAUAAUAUUAUUUAUGUGACUUCAUUCUUAUUCUCUGCCGUCCUUUUACUGGUGAUACAGGUAUUGAUUUUGUCACUAAAUUAUUAUACGCUGCUUUCUCCUCGUAAGUGUCAGCAGUUUAUAUUUUCCUCAAUGUUUUCAUAAUGUAAAAAAUACUAAUUAAUGAUUCCAUCAUUGCACAAUUUGUACUUUCAGGUGAAGUAUGAUAGUAGUUUCAGGUAAAGUACAGUUUUCAAUCAGCAGUUAAAUGCUGUGGUAGAUAUGAAUUGCAUAUUACUUUGUUAUAUAUUAUGGCCUAAUUCCUGUUCUAAACUGUCAUAGCAUUGGAUUUAUAAUUUUAGAAGGUACAAUUUGAGGUUUUAUUUCUGAUUUUACAACUCUCUAUGAAAAAUGCUUUCAUAAAAUUCACUAGUAAAUAUAGUGUUUAUGUUGCAAACCAAUCUUUUCAUCUUUAGUAUGUAUGUUUAUUAUAGUAUGCUAAAUUCACACCUAUAAGACUAUAUCUGUACAAGAUACAGGUUUGAUAAGGAGGCACAUCAUGAGCAUAAUACUUCUUUUAUUGUAUAAUGCAACCUAUUUCAUUCAUUUUGAAACAAAAGAUGAUUGUUAAUGCCUGGAGUGAUGGUAAUUGAACCAAACACAUUUAGCUUACUGGACAGAUGCUCUACUGAGGAAGCUGAAGAGAAGUCUUUGCUAGUCAAGUCAAUAGGAAUUGAACAGCGUUAAUUUAACAUUUGGCAUUAAAUUUAUAUUGCUAUUAGCUUUACAAGAAUUGUUUGAUUCAGUUUAAUUGUUAUGUGGAAGUGUAAAUUGUCAUGAGUUUUAUUUUUGUCAUACAGAAAAAUAUUCACACAACUUGUUAUAUUGUUUUGUUAGAGAUGUAAAGAGAAAUUCAUGAAACAACACUUUAUAUGUGAUAAUUGCCCAUUUUUGACACGGACUAUCAUGGAAAGUUAUUUAUCCGAGUAAUGGCUAAUCUGUGAGGUCAGUUGUGAGGACUAAAUAAACAAGUACUUUGUUGUGAUAUCGAUGAGCGACACAGGUUUUCUUACACUGUUUCGAAAGAAAAUAGCCAUUUGAACAUUCUAACAAAUUACCAACAGUAUAAUGUGAAUGGUUUAUGUGGCUCCAGAGGAGAAAGAAUAGUUGGUUUGUAAAAGAGAUUUUGAAGCAAAUGAAAAUGAUGAAUUGGAGCGAGAGAUACAAAAUAGAAUUUACUUAAUUGAUGACUGAUAUGGUGGUACAUGUAAGGUGUUAAACAUGCAUGUAUCUGAUUUGUGACAGAAAAAUAAAUUAUAUGU